Molecule: messenger RNA, 1718 nt
Organism: Lathyrus oleraceus (garden pea)
Lineage: Eukaryota; Viridiplantae; Streptophyta; Magnoliopsida; Fabales; Fabaceae
Product: guanylate kinase 1
Exons: 10
Coding region: 312-1478 (388 amino acids)
Biological process (GO): purine nucleotide metabolic process
Cellular component (GO): cytosol
Molecular function (GO): GMP kinase activity; protein binding
Source: RefSeq, a predicted model, not a curated record
CAUUUCAAGAAAACGAAAUGCGGUGUUCCCGGUUAAUGAAUCAAACGAGAUCCAAUAAAAACCCUGUUUCUCUCAUUGCGCCUACAAAUAUGAAAGCCCAGUCUCUUCUUUCUUAUACCUUCUUCUUCUUCUUCUUCCGCCACUCUCUCCUCAUUCCUUUCUUCCCCAAUUUCUAAGCAUUCAAAGACAAAAUAAUUUUUAAUCUCGAGUAUUGUUAACAGGUGAAGACAACAAAGUUAAACCUGUCACCUCCCAAAAAGACCAAACACAGUUUGUUCUUUUCUGGAUUGAAUUCAGGAGAAUAUUUCUCUAUGGGAGGAGCACCAACACUCAUUCAUCAAGACCAGCAGAAUGGAGCUAGUAAUGGUUCUGAAUUAAAAGAUGGAACUUUCCAAACAUCUACCACCAUUGGCAAUAAAACGUAUGUCAUUGGUGGAGCUGAUAGUGAAACUCUGUCCAUUGAUGUUCGAAUUUUCGACAAGUGUCUUGGAGAAUGGGUUAAUCCAACUGUGCUAGGCACUAAACCUUUGUCAUGUGAAGGUCACUCAGUGGUGUUAUUGAAAGACCGAAUCAUAGUUCUUAAGAAGAAUCCUAAGCCAGAUGAUCAUACAUGGUUUCUGGAGGUAGACACUCAAUAUGUCAGGCGACAGAAAAAGAAAUUGGGGACUGAGGUUGUUGCAUGGAGUAAGGGUGUGAUAGGAAAUGUUGAGAAGCCUGUUGUUAUUAGUGGUCCUUCUGGAGUAGGUAAAGGAACAUUGAUAUCAAAGCUCAUGAAGGAAUUUCCAUCCAUGUUUGGUUUCUCUGUGAGCCACACAACCCGUGCCGCAAGAGGUAUGGAGAAAGAUGGAGUCCAUUAUCAUUUUUCUGAGAAGAGUAUUAUGGAGAAAGAGAUCAAAGAUGGAAAGUUUCUCGAGUUUGCUUCUGUGCAUGGUAAUCUGUAUGGGACCAGUGUCGAGGCUGUUGAAAUGGUAUCGGAUGCAGGGAAAAGGUGUAUUCUCGAUAUUGAUGUUCAAGGGGCAAGAUCAGUGAGGGCUAGUUCUCUCGAAGCGAUAUUCAUCUUUAUCUGUCCCCCGACAAUGGAAGAACUGGAGAGGCGUCUUCGUAAAAGAGGAACGGAGACAGAAGAGCAGGUCUUAAAACGAUUACGAAAUGCUCAGGCCGAGAUUGAGCAAGGGAAGUCAUCAGGCAUAUUUGAUUUCAUCUUAUACAAUGACAAACUUGCCGAGUGCUAUGAUAGUCUAAAGAAAUUAUUGGGACUUGAUGGUUAUGUCACUCCUCCACCUAAUCCAGCUGCAAGAGAGUUCAAUCUCCCAAUGGAUUAUUCAGUAUGCAAACUUGAUGACAGAAUCAUCAUAUACGACAACUCUUUAGAACUAGAGAACAUAAUAAUGUUAGACGUGUCCUCGCUUGAAGGCGGUGCACCUGGCAGGACAAGAGGGUUGGAUUUCAUUCGGAUGGAACAACUUCACAUUCAAUGAGUUUUGCUGACUGACCUGGUUUUUUCUCCUUUGAUACAGAUGAUAAACUUCAGAAAAUGCGACACUCGAUGAGGCAUUAGGUUCAUUUCUGAAUUUUUUUUCUUCAUGUCUUUGAUUCUUAUGACAAAUGAUUUUGAUUCGGGGAGUUCCCUACAGAGUGAGAGAUUAUUUAUCAUUUUUGCGGCGAUAGUUUAUUCCAUUAAGCAAAAUAUUGGUGAAAUUGAUAUAAAUUCAUUGAAA